Molecule: messenger RNA, 1457 nt
Organism: Cimex lectularius (bed bug)
Lineage: Eukaryota; Metazoa; Arthropoda; Insecta; Hemiptera; Cimicidae
Product: RNA-binding protein lark-like
Exons: 8
Coding region: 176-1126 (316 amino acids)
Cellular component (GO): cytosol
Molecular function (GO): mRNA binding; zinc ion binding
Source: RefSeq, a predicted model, not a curated record
GGAGGCAGACUGUGAUCGGCUGUAUCGUGUUAUUUUAUCGUCCAGGAACCGGCGUCACCAUUUUGUUUUCAACUUUUCCUUUUCUUUCCUCACUUCUGUGAUAAAAUAAAAAGUGACAGGAUUUCAAAAACCCGCAUCGCCGGCCCUCACCGUCGUCUCGCAGCGUAACGCCAAAAUGCCGGUGAGCAGCGUCUGUACGUUCAAGAUAUUCAUUGGGAAUCUUACCGACAGCAUAAAGACCGAACACAUAAAACCACUUUUUGAAAAAUAUGGGAAGGUUGUUGAAUGUGACGUCGUUAAAAAUUAUGGAUUUGUGCAUAUGGAAAAUGAAGAGGCAGGUAGAGCAGCAAUACAGAAUUUGAACGGAUCCAUUGUCAAUGAUCAGCAGAUGAAAGUAGAAGCAGCUACAAGUCGUAAAGGACCCAACACACCGACGACAAAGAUAUUUGUCGGCAACCUUAAAGAGGGUGUCAAAGCCUCUCAAGUCCGUGCCCUCUUCUCAAAAUUUGGCACUGUCGUAGAAUGUGACAUUGUGAGGAAUUAUGGUUUUGUGCACAUUUCAUCUUCUGAUGUUAACAACGUUAUAAAAGAGCUCAAUGGAUAUGAUCUGGAAGGACAGCCAAUCAAGGUUCAGGUUUCAACCAGCAGAGUCAGACAAAAACCAGGAAUGGGCGAUCCAGAACAGUGCUACAGGUGCGGCCGAGGUGGUCACUGGUCCAAGGAGUGUCCCAAAUCUGCAGGAAGACCUAUGGGCCCAGAUAGAGGUUUCCGAGAUAGGCUGUUCGGGGGUCCGAGAGACCCUUAUCCAAUUCCACCACCACCACCUCCGUUCUUUAGAGACAGAUUACUGUCAGACCAUCUGAAGGAUGAUUACUAUUUUGGUAGUUACGAUAGGAGGUUUGAUGACUUUGACAGAUAUGGACCACUUCCACGUAGUGAGACAAGGAGUCGGGAAUACACCAGGGGACGGGAUUCCUUGACUGCCUUGACUAGAUCCACCACCGGUAGCUAUGAAAGAAGUGAUUAUGAAAUUUUUAGCAGGAGGUCACCAGAUCCUAGUACACAUUUCAGGAGAAGCUACAGUGACUAUGGUUUUGAUAGCUAUGACAGUCAUUCAAGUGGUUAGAACAACUGCCUCCUAAUUGCCUUGUAGAUUCUAACACCGACGCUCAGCCUCAUGGCCCCUUUCCACCACCAAAUAUGUUUCCCCGGUACACAUUUUCAGGUUAGUUAUUUUUAUUUUUCUUCUUUAUUUAUUUUCUUGUGUUUUCUUUUAUUUCUUGUGAAAGUAAGUCUUCUAAGUGCAUGUUAUUACUACGUGAAAUAUAUUUAUCUGCCUCGGUCUCAUGUCAAAAUUCAUCCUGGUGGGGGAGGUGUUUUAUAUAUUUUUUCCUGAUGCAUGUAAGCGUAAUGUUAAUAAUUAGAUAUUGUUCAAUUCUAAAUUAUUUAUAUUUGCA